AGAUGCUGCCGAAAAUUCGCAUGAUAGGGUAUGCUGACGACCUUGCGAUGCUAGUAGACUCUUGGCAUACGGAAUCACGAGAAUUACCAUAUGGAUGGACAAAAAUGGCUUGAAAUUGGCUCCUGAGAAGACGGAAGUAGUCAUACUUUCUGGCAUUCAGAAGCUGACUUCAUUAGUUGUUAAGGUCUUCUUCGCUGUCAGAAUGACUGAAGCAGUCUCAACUACUAAAAGACUGGUAAAUAUGAGAAGUAAAUAGUGACACAGAUUUGGAUGUGAUUUAAUGAAAAAAAUGCAAAGUUACAAGUCAAAUCUCAGUAGAAUGAAGGAAAUGUUAAAUUGAAUUUGGGCAAAAUUUUUAAUUAAAGCCCAGUGCAGGCUAUCGAAGAAGAUCACUAAAUUAGGGUUUGACAGUUAUUUAUCAAGAACCUAAAGAGAGAUUUUAAUAAAAUAAUGACAAGUCUUUGGGAUAAGAAAAUUUAGAGAAGUUUUAGGCUCAGUUACUGAAAAAUGUUCUGAUAGAGAAGCUGGCAAAAAAUAUAUGGAUCCUGAAAUUAUUCAAAACAGUAGUGUUGUUAACUCGUUUAUUACACGUUACUUGUGAAUAUUGAACUUGAUUCCAUUACUCGAACGAUGCAAAUGGCAAACAGUA
Messenger RNA from Acanthoscelides obtectus, 649 nucleotides. The record is from the annotation of a GenBank genome assembly. Lineage: Eukaryota; Metazoa; Arthropoda; Insecta; Coleoptera; Chrysomelidae.